Peniophora sp. CBMAI 1063 is the source of this 201-nucleotide messenger RNA. The record is from the annotation of a GenBank genome assembly. Lineage: Eukaryota; Fungi; Basidiomycota; Agaricomycetes; Russulales; Peniophoraceae.
AUGCAGAUCUCAACCUCGCUCUUCGUGCUUAUGCUGCCGUUGCUUGUCAUCGCGUUUCCCGUUGCCGCACCAGCACCUGUACCCGCACCUGCGCCUAUCGCUGCUCCUGACAAGCGAUUCCUGAACGAGCCGGACGGGUCGACUCAACCCGGCCGUCGAGCGCACAGGGCGCAGAUCAUCUCAUUCGUCAGGUUCGAUUGA